Cantharellus anzutake is the source of this 815-nucleotide messenger RNA. RefSeq lists its product as uncharacterized. The record is from RefSeq and is a predicted model, not a curated record. Lineage: Eukaryota; Fungi; Basidiomycota; Agaricomycetes; Cantharellales; Hydnaceae. The transcript has 2 exons. Bases 76 to 447 code for a protein of 123 amino acids.
GGAAGAAAGGAAUCUGGCGCGGCGUUCUCUUUGAAACUAGGGUCGAAGCUUUUUUGUGACAGAUCCAAUAGCAAGAUGCUCAUUCCCCGGAUCUCAAGAUCAAGAUCGCGCCAACGAGGGCAACUUGACCACGAGGUGUAUGUACACCAAAGAAAGGAAUGCGUCCCAGUCACUACACGGAUCGUAUUAUUCAAUGCAUGCAUUCAUUAUACACAUGCACUUGCUGCGGCUUUGAUGAAAAAAGAAGACAUUAGUCAACAUCCACACACGCAGUACAAUGCAUGCAUGGCAAUCAGAGACGAACAACAAACAUACGAAGAAGCUCGCAAGAGAGAAGUCGAAGCGUCCGGACAAAAAAACGCAGCCAACCUUGGGAAUGAAAGGAAUGACGAGAAAGAUGAUCGACAGAUGAGCCACCAUCUGCGACCCGCCCGAAAAAUGUACUAAGAAAGCCCACCAACAUCACCACAACCCCAAGCUGUUCAAGUCGUACCACAAGACUCAUCUCUUUAUAGCAAAAACGGCUUUUUGGAACGUGCCAAUUAGGUCCCUAAUACAGAGUUACAUAAUGAAUUUGACUUGAUUGAUUUGCAGCCACAAUAAAAAAAUGCACAGCCACAGCCAUCAUCCAGGCCGUGGACUUUGUGCGCAAUCUCAGCCCUAUCCCUGAGAGCCAAUAGAAUGAGCGUGGUUGGAAAGAAAAAGAAAAAAAAAGUUGUAAAUUCUCGCGAUGGGCCGGCCUUUUAUGUAUAACCGGCAUUCGUUCUAAAACCGGUUGGGGAGAAUUCGACUCCGAACGAAAGUGAUGCAUUUGG